GAUAACACGGAAAUCAAAAAAUUUCGUAUCAUUCGACAUAUUUCGUGUAUUAGCUACUCAAAUAUYGUUUAAUAAUUUAGAUCAUCGUGACAAAGUAUUUAAGUACCCGUAUUGACUAGUCAAAUAGAUGUCGGUGGUGUAUUGUAUCCGUUGAAAUUUGAUUGUAUUUCAUYCACAACUUGUCGAUAAUACGUAAAUAUUGUUUUCCUUCAACAGAUUAAGGCUCAGGUYCGUUAUUAACCGAUUGACAGGAGUUAAUCAAUGUAGUUACUGGACUGGUGGAUUGAAAUUUARAAUAAAUUAUAUUUUAAUCACUGUUAKAUAUUUGCUGUUGGACAGCUAAAUGGAGUCGCCUGAAGAAAUAAACGGUCACAGUGAAGCCAAUGAAGAAACAAAAGUAACAGAAAAUACUGUAAAGGAAGAGAUUUCUGAAUGUACCCCGAAGAAGAAUACAACUGAAAGUACUGUGGAGGAGCAAACGACAGAAUCUGUUGUAAAAGAUGAAGCCGCUGAUCUGAUUCUUGAUUCCCCUUCUGUUGAAUUUACUAUAAUACACAACAAAGACAAAUACACAGUCUCCAUGCCAUUAUUGUCGACAAUUGCGCAGCUUAAAGACAAACUGGUUGACAUGAUAGGCGUACCAAGCAAGAUGCAAAAAAUCAUGAUCAAAGGUUUGGCUAAAGAUGAUCAAACUUUAGAGUCUUUGAAUGUCAGUUCCUCUUCCAAAAUAAUGGUAGUCGGUGCUAAGUUACAAGAUAUUGUAGCUGUAUCUGUAGCUAAUGUUGAGGAGGAAUCCAGUUCUUCUAAAUCGAGUUCAGCAAUUAAAGAACCAUUAUGCAAGAAAAAAUUGCAUCUAAAAGUGUUGGAGCGAGGUAUACCCGAUGAUGCUUUAGUUGGGAUUUUAAAUAUCAGGGAUCCAUUACCACCGCACCCUUUAAGUGGAAUGCUUAAUAAGCACGGGGGAAAAGUAAGACUGACAUUUAAAUUGGAAGUGGAUCAACUUUGGAUUGGUACUAAAGAACGAACUCAAAAGGUUGCUAUGAAUACAAUCAGACAUGUGAUUAGUGAACCAAUCGAAGGACAUGAAGAAUAUCAUAUAGUGGGUUUCCAGUUGGGAACAACAGAAGCAUCUCGUUACUGGGUAUAUUGGGUACCAGCACAGUAUGUAGAUUCCAUAAAAGAAGCUAUAUUCGGUGGUUGAUCAUGUGUUGUUAUGAUUCUAGUCGAUUUUUUUCCAUUCAACACUUAUUAUUAUAUACAUUCAUUAAAAACAAAUUAUAUAUAUGAAUGUUAAAUUUAAUUUUAACA
Messenger RNA from Diuraphis noxia (Russian wheat aphid), 1308 nucleotides. RefSeq names its product ubiquitin domain-containing protein UBFD1-like. The record is from RefSeq and is a predicted model, not a curated record. Gene Ontology annotation, molecular function: cadherin binding; RNA binding. NCBI's taxonomy places the organism in Eukaryota, Metazoa, Arthropoda, Insecta, Hemiptera, Aphididae.